AUGGGUGAUGAUGAAAAGUAUGACGGGAUGUUGCUUGUUAUGGCACAACAGCACGAAGGAGGUGUACAGGAGGUAAACUAUAGCUUGAUAGCAUGCUAGCAAGUUAGUAUGCUAACAUAAGCUAGCACAUUCCUCAUUAAACCACUGGCUAGCCGGCUAAAUUAUGUUAGCUAUAUGGGGGAUGGGAAAGUGUCCAGCGUUUGCACCAUGCAUAUAGCAACACAAACCUGUAGCUAAUGUUAGUCGCAUAUAAUAAAUAUCACACCAGUAGCGUAAUCGUUAACCAUAGUUUAGCUAGCUAGCUAGCUAGUUGUGUUUAUGCAUGCUGGUGUGGUAACGUUAGUAAGCCAUAGCAAAUAGGCUUGUGACUUGUAUAAGGCUCAGGUUGGCUAUGUAUUUUUUAUUUAUUUAUUUAUUUCACCUUUAUUUAACCAGGUAAGCCAGUUGAGAACAAGUUCUCAUUUACAACUGCGACCUGGCCAAGAUAAAGCAAAGCAGUGCGAUAAAAACAACAACAACACAGAGUUACAUAUGGAAUAAACAAAAACGUACAAUCAAUAACACAAUAGAAAAUCUAUAUACAGUGUGUGCAAAUGUAGUAAGUUAUGGCGGUAAGGCAAUAAAUAGGCCAUAGUGCAAAAUAAUUACAAUUUAGUAUUAAUACUGGAGUGAUUGAUGUGCAAAUAGAGAUACUGGGGUGCAAAUGACCAAAAUAAAUAACAAUAUGGGGAUGAGGUAGUUGGGUGGGCUAAUUACAGAUGGGCUGUGUACAGGUACAGUGAUCAGUAAGCUGCUCUGACAACCGAUGCUUUAAGUUAAUGAGGGAGAUAAGUGUCUCCAGCUUCAGAGAUUUUUGUAGUUCGUUCCAGUCAUUUGCAGCAGAGAACUGGAAAGAAUGGCGGCCAAAGGAGGUGUUGGCUUUGGGGAUGACCAGUGAGAUAUACCUGCUGGAGCGUAUCAUACUGGUGGGUGUUGCUAUGGUGACCAAUGAGCUAAGAUAAAGCAGGGAUUUGCCUAGAAGUGAUUUAUAGAUGACCUGGAGCCAGUGGGUUUGGAGACGAAUAUGUAGUGAGGGCCAGCCAACGAGAGCGUACAGGUCACAAUGGUGGGUAGUAUAUGGGGCUUUGGUGACAAAACGGAUGGCACUGUGAUAGACUACAUCCAAUUUGCUGAGUUGAGUGUUGGAAGCUAUUUUGUAAAUGACAUCGCCGAAGUAAAGGAUCGGUAGGAUAGUCAGUUUUACGAGGGCAUGUUUAGCAGCAUGAGUGAAGGAGGCUUUGUUGCGAAACAGGAAGCCGAUUCUAGAUUUAACUUUGGAUUGGAGAUGCUUAAUGUGAGUCUGGGAGGAGAGUUUAUGGUCUAACCAGACCCCUAGGUAUUUGUAGUUGUCCACAUAUUCUAAGUCAGACCAGAAAGUAGUGAUUCUAGUCGGGCGGGCGGGUGCAAGCAGCAUUCGAUUGAAGAGCAUGCGUUUAGUUUUACUAGCGUUUAAGAGCAGUUGGAGGCCACGGAAGGAGUGUUGUAUGGCAUUGAAGCUCGUUUGGAGGUUUGUUAACACAAUGUCCAAUGAAGGGCCAGAUGUAUACAAAAUGGUGUCGUCUGCGUAGAGGUGGAUUUGAGAGUCACCAGCAGCAAGAGCUACAUCAUUGAUAUACACAGAGAAUAGAGUCGGCCCGAGAAUUGAACCCUGUGGCACCCCCAUAGAGACUGCCAGAGGUCCAGACAACAGGCCCUCAGAUUUAACACAUUGAACUCUAUCUGAAAAGUAGUUGGUGAACCAGGCGAGGCAGUCGGUUGAGAAACUAACUGUAUCAUCUCUAAUGUAAUAUUUAUUCGUCCAACAGUUAGUAAACACGUUUUUCAGCUUCCUCCGGCGUAAAACAGACUUCUUCACGGGUGGCGAGGCAGGUGCACCAAAGAAGGUAAGUCCAGAAUUGGCUACCUAACAGAACAAAGAUGCAUACAUCAAGAGAUACUGAACUAAUCUGUCUAAUCUUAUGAACUAGCACAAUAACAAAGUCCAAAUUGGCUAUAUUGUAAAAAUGUAUGAAAACAAAAAUGUGUUUUAGGGUUGUGGUUAUGGUCAGGUUUAAAAUCAGAUUUUAAGAAGAGAAAUGGUAGAAAUAAGAGGGGUUUAUGACUUUGUGGCUGUGUUACCUAGUGACGACCCCUCUGUCCCCAGCUGGUGACGGAGUCGUUUGCCCACCACAGCGGUCUUGCCCUGAAGGCCCAUAGAGAGAAGGAGAAGAGACAGGAGAAGGAGAAGAGAGAGAAAACAGAGAGGGCUGCCAAGCUAGCUGAGGAAGAGGAGAAAAAGAAGAUUAAGAAAGCAGAUGUCGAGCCCAAAAUCAAAGAACUGACAGAUGAAGAGGCAGAGAGACUUCAGUCCGAAAUCGACAAGGUAAGAAAAACGGACCCUGCAGAUAGCACUACUGGGUGAUCUGAAAAGUCAUAGUCAAUCGAUCAAUAAUAUAAUAAUACUUUUAGCAAAAAUGUUUAUUUUCAAUUCACAAACUGUACAAACAAUGAGAAUAGAAAGGUUCAGAACUUUUGUAAAACAUCACAAUACAGUUGAAAAAAAAUAUAUGGCAAAUAGAAAUCCAAUAUGGAUGGUGUUAGGAGAUAGAUGGGAGGUGUUGAAUGGAGCUGAAGGAUGGGACUAAUAACAACGACUAAUAACUAGUGUAAGACAUGCUGUGUCCAUAAUAAGUAUAUAGGUUAUAUAUUGUGAGCUUUUGUGAAAGAGCACAGUUAGAAAGAUAUAUAGAAGCAUACCAGAUGGACAUCAUGAACAUCAUGAAAAUGAUCGGAGGAAGUUCAGGAGUAAAAACAAACAAAAUAUAAUUAUUAACUGGGUCCAUAAAAUGUAUAUAGUAUGUAUAAGCAUGAAGUAGAGGCCUAAGCAUUGUUGUUCACUAGUUUACUCCAAUUAGGGAAGGGAUGGUGGGGUUGGAAAGUAAUAAAGGGAAAUAUAUAUAUAUAUUUUUAAGGAUAUGUAUGUAUAUAUACAGUGAGGGGAAAAACGUUUUGUACGUUUACCCACUGAGAAAGAAAUGAUCAGUCUAUAAUUUUUAUGGUAGGUUUAUUUGAACAGUGAGAGACAGAAUAACAACAAAAAAAUCAUUCAGAUGUUCAUUGGCAAACUUCAGACGGGCAUGUAUAUGUACACUGCUCAAAAAAAUAAAGGGAACACUUAAACAACACAAUGUAACUCCAAGUCAAUCACACUUCUGUGAAAUCAAACUGUCCACUUAGAAAGCAACACUGAUUGACAAUAAAUGUCACAUGCUGUUGUGCAAAUGGAAUAGACAACAGGUGGAAAUUAUAGGCAAUUAGCAAGACACCCCCAAUAAAGGACUGGUUUUGCAGGUGGUGACCACAGACCACUUCUCAGUUCCUAUGCUUCCUGGCUGAUGUUUUGGUCACUUUUGAAUGCCGGCGGUGCUUUCACUCUAGUGGUAGCAUGAGACGGAGUCUACAACCCACACAAGUGGCUCAGGUAGUGCAGCUCAUCCAGGAUGGCACAUCAAUGCGAGCUGUGGCAAGAAGGUUUGCUGUGUCUGUCAGCGUAGUGUCCAGAGCAUGGAGGCACUACCAGGAGACAGGCCAGUACAUCAGGAGACGUGCAGGAGGCUGUAGGAGGGCAACAACCCAGCAGCAGGACUGCUACCUCCGCCUUUGUGCAAGGAGGAGCAGGAGGAGCACUGCCAGAGCCCUGCAAAAUGACCUCCAGCAGGCCACAAAUGUGCAUGUGUCUGCUCAAACGGUCAGAAACAGACUCCAUGAGGGUGGUAUGAGGGCCCGACGUCCACAGGUGGGGGUUGUGCUUACAGCCCAACACCGUGCAGGACGUCUGGCAUUUGCCAGAGAACACCAAGAUUGGCAAAUUCGCCACUGGCGCCCUGUGCUCUUCACAGAUGAAAGCAGGUUCACACUGAGCACAUGUGACAGACGUGACAGAGUCUGGAGACGCUGUGGAGAACGUUCUGCUGCCUGCAACAUCCUCCAGCAUGACCGGUUUGGCGGUGGGUCAGUCAUGGUGUGGGGUGGCAUUUCUUUGGGGGGCCGCACAGCCCUCCAUGUGCUCGCCAGAGGUAGCCUGACUGCCAUUAGGUACCGAGAUGAGAUCCUCAGACCCCUUGUGAGACCAUAUGCUGGUGCGGUUGGCCCUGGGUUCCUCCUAAUGCAAGACAAUGCUAGACCUCAUGUGGCUGGAGUGUGUCAGCAGUUCCUGCAAGAGGAAGGCAUUGAUGCUAUGGACUGGCCCGCCCGUUCCCCAGACCUGAAUCCAAUUGAGCACAUCUGGGACAUCAUGUCUCGCUCCAUCCACCAACGCCACGUUGCACCACAGACUGUCCAGGAGAUGGCGGAUGCUUUAGUCCAGGUCUGGGAGGAGAUCCCUCAGGAGACCAUCCGCCACCUCAUCAGGAGCAUGCCCAGGCAUUGUAGGGAGGUCAUACAGGCACGUGGAGGCCACACACACUACUGAGCCUCAUUUUGACUUGUUUUAAGGACAUUACAUCAAAGUUGGAUCAGCCUGUAGUGUGGUUUUCCACUUUAAUUUUGAGGGUGACUCCAAAUCCAGACCUCCAUGGGUUGAUAAAUUUGAUUUCCAUUGAUAAUUUUUGUGUGAUUUUGUUGUCAGCACAUUCAACUAUGUAAAGAAAAAAGUAUUUAAUAAGAUUAUUUCAUUCAUUCAGAUCUAGGAUGUGUUAUUUUAGUGUUCCCUUUAUUUUUUUCAGCAGUGUAUAUAUGUACAGUGGGGAGAACAAGUAUUUGAUGCACUGCCGAUUUUGCAGGUUUUCCUACUUACAAGGCAUGUAGAGGUCUGUAAUUUUUAUCAUAGGUACACUUCAACUGUGAGAGAUGGAAACUAAAACAAAAAUCCAGAAAAUCACAUUGUAUGAUUUUUAAGUAAUUCAUUUGCAUUUUAUUGCAUGACAUAAGUAUUUGAUCACCUACCAACCAGUAAGAAUUCCGGCUCUCACAGACCUGUUAGUUUUUCUUUAAGAAGCCCUCCUGUUCUCCACUCAUUACCUGUAUUAACUGCACCUGUUUGAACUCGUUACCUGUAUAAAAGACACAUGUCCACACACUCAAUCAAACAUACUCCAACCUCUCCACAAUGGCCAAGACCAGAGAGCUGUGUAAGGACAUAAGGGAUAAAAUUGUAGACCUGCACAAGGCUGGGAUGGGCUACAGGACAAUAGGCAAGCAGCUUGGUGAGAAGGCAACAACUGUUGCCGCAAUUAUUAGAAAAUGGAAGAAGUUCAAGAUGACGGUCAAUCACCCUCGGUCUGGGGCUCCAUGCAAGAUCUCACCUCGUGGGGCAUCAGUGGCUCCGUAAGAAGCAUCUCAAGGUCCUGGAGUGGCCUAGCCAGUCUCCAGACCUGUACCCAAUAGACCAUCUUUGGAGGGAGCUGAAAGUCCGUAUUGCCCAAGCGACAGCCCCGAAACCUGAAGGAUCUGGAGAAGGUCUGUAUGGAGGAGUGGGCCAAAAUCCCUGCUGCAGUGUGUGCAAACCUGGUCAAGACCUACAGGAAACGUAUGAUCUCUGUAAUCGCAAACAAAGGUUUCUGUACCAAAUAUUAAGUUCUGCUUUUCUGAUGUAUCAAAUACUUAUGUCAUGCAAUAAAAUGCAAAUGAAUUACUUAAAAAUCAUACAAUGUGAUUUUCUGGAUUUUUGUUUUAGAUUCCGUCUCUCACAGUUGAAGUGUAACUAUGAUAAAAAUUACAGACCUCUACAUGCUUUGUAAGUAGGAAAACUUACAAAGCAUGGCAAAAUCGGCAGUGUAUCAAAUACUUGUUCUCCCCACUGUACAUCACUGAUCAUUGCAACUCCACAAGGUGAGAUCUUGCAUGGAGCCCCAGGCCGAGGGAGAUUGACAGUUCUUUUGUGUUUCUUCCACUUUCUCACCAAGCUGCUUGGCGAUGGUCUUGUAGCCCAUUCCAGCCUUGUGUAGGUCUACAAUCUUGUCCCUGACAUCCUUAGAGAGCUCUUUGGUCUUGGCCAUGGUGGAGAGUUUGGAAUCUGAUUGAUUGAUUGCUUCUGUGGACAGGUGUCUUUUAUACAGGUAACAAACUGAGAUUAGGAGCACUCCCUUUAAGAGUGUGCUCCUAAUCUCAGCUCGUUACCUGUAUAAAAGACACCUGGGAGCCAGAAAUCUUUCUGAUUGAGAGGGGGUCAAAUACUUAUUUCCCUCAUUAAAAUGCAAAUCAAUUUAUAACAUUUUUGACAUGCGUUUUUCUGGAUAUUUGUUGUUGUUAUUCUGUCUCUCACUGUUCAAAUAAACCUUCCAUUAAAAUUAUAGACUGAUAAUUUUUUUGUCAGUGGGCAAACGUACAAAAUCAGCAGGGGAUCAAAUACUUUUUUCCCUCACUGUAUAUGCGAGAAAAGGAAAAAAAAACAUGGGGGAUUGGAAGUGAUGCAGACAAUUACAUUGAUGGAAGUUACAAUCUAUCUGCAAUAUAAAAAAUAAAAUUAAAAUAAAAACGGAUUGUCAGUUAUGAUUGAUUGAUGUGCUAUACACACUAGAUUUAACCGUUUGUCUUUGUUAGGGCUGACCCCAUUUAGUCUACUGGUCAAUUUCUUUAGUCGAGCAGUAGCUAAAAAUAUUAUGGUGUACAAGACACCUGUCUUAUUCGCACUGAGUGGACUGAUCCAUUGUGGAGGCCGUGGGGAUGGCACAGUCCAUCAGUGUAAGACAUGUUAUACUGAAAUGGUAUAUGGUUAUAUUACAUAAAAACAAUGGUGCAACACUAAUAGAAAUAAUAUUAUUUUAUAACAAAUGCGCUUUUUCCCUCAUUGGAUAGCGGUCGCUGUCCACGGUUCUGAAACACAUCAGUGCGCUGUUGAAUUAGUGCCUUUUCCUAGACCAUGUUGCUAUGUGCAUAAUAGCAAAGUUAACCAGAAUAUUGAUGUUGAGAACAAUGCCGUGGCGGCAGCAGCAGAAUGAGGAGAUGAGAAAACAGCCCUUGCCUUAUUGUCUAAGAAAAGUGAGGAGAGAGGAAACCCCAACUUAAUUAGGUCUAUAAUCAAAAGCCUAACUGUUAAAUGUGCCUGGCUUUAUAAUUCAUCAAUGUAUCUAUAGAAAUAGAUCUUGCUACUGUUGCCUGUUUAAGUGUUUGUUUAAUAGCCUUCUGAUUCCGUGAGCACCAAGCCUCACGCAACGACAUGUUAAGUAAACAAUUUCACAAAUUCGACUGUUUUUUAUCUUUGCGUUGCUGUAAUAAAGGCUUAACAAUUUUUUUUGUUAGAACAGCCUCUCUUGUAUUAUUUUUAAUUUAUUUUGUGUUUACACUGUUCCAAAUUGUCUGAAAAAUUAUAUUUAUAAUAAUAAUAAUAACGCUCCUUUUUCUUGAUCUCCUUAUUGUUAUUAUUACUAUUAUUAUUAUUAUCAUAAUAAUAAGCAAUGUCAUUAUCAUUAGUAAGCUUAGUAUAGCAGCCUUGUAUAACCACCAUCGAACUGUAGGCCUAAGAGCACAUCCUGUUUAGUCUUAAUACCGUGACUUACUUAGGCCUAUAUUUCAAUACUUCUAUAGGCUACUGUAUCAAUCAUUCAUUCGUUCAUGUCAUCACACAGCAUACGAGUCAUUCAUGAUUUUAAAUGCAAUCAAGCAUUUUAGGUUUAAAAUACAAUAAAGCGAGCCUUUAAUAAUUAGCUUAUACAAUAAAUAAACCGUUCCAUUUGGGAAAUUGCAUUCACGAAUGAAUCUGACUGUUUUUAGUCUUCACUGUAAUGAAGGCUUAACAAAAAAAAAAACAUUACAACAGACUCUCUGGUACGCUUAUACCUUAUUUAGUGUUGUUUACAUUGUUCCAAACGUUCCGAAAAAUUAUAGUGUAAUCAAUACAGCACCUGUUUGGCACACAUAAUAUGCACGCAGCGCUUGCUCCUUACCUUAUUUUUCUUGGUCUCCGGGAUUUUCCACAACUAGUCACAUUUAUUCCACACAUCUGACUUUCCCUUUACCUCCUGAGCAACCAGUAAACCUUCCCACAUUUCAAGUUUUUUUGUCACGUCCUCUGCAUCCAUUUUGCUGUCACGUGUUAUGGUGUUCAGAGUUUAUUAUAACCAAUGUAUUGACGUGAUUAUGAUAUGCUAUAGGUCAGGACCUAUUGUACCCUAUUCGGACAGGAUUAGUUUUACUGGGGGAGGUCAGGUAAUGUAAUUAUGUGCACGAGCACAAAACACCACAUCUGUAAUUUUAGUCCCGUCCGAAUCAGCCAUUUCAGUAAUUUUUAAAUGGCAGGAGAGUAACAAUUCCACCAAGAAUAACUGACUGUUUUUUGGCGAACUCCAAGGUCUUCUGAUAAUACUAGUCCCGUGCGAAUCGACAUCGCUGUGUUUUGAGAGAAAUGUCUGAGUUUGACAAGUGUUGCUCGUGGAUUGCGCAAGAAAACAAAACUGAUUAAAUCAAUUGAUCUAAGUGCUGCGCAUAAGCUAUAUAUGACUGGCCUACAUGUAGCCUAUCAGCUUUCACAGUGAAUGCUUUUUUAAAUAUAUUUUGUGCGUAUGAAUUGAAUAUUGCCAAAUGCAUCAGUUAAAAAAUAUUGAGCCUAUUUAAUGCAACCCUUGUUGUUAAUAGUUCGCAAAGCAGCAUACAACUGACCUAAACGUUUGGAAAUGAUAAAUUAACUUUCUCAUCCAUAGCCUAAAAAUGCAUCUCAAGUGCAUUUGCACUGUUUAGCUCACAUCUGAAGGCUGGGGGGCAUUUGGACAUCCUGCGGAUCGCUAAAAUAUCCUAAUGAUUAUGAUCACACUUCCUGAAUUCAAAUAUUAUGGCGACAUUAUAGGAAAGAUGGAUUGGUAUGGUUUAGAAACUUGGCAAUCAAGCUGGAGUUAUCAGUGUGACCCUAUCACCUGGGCAUGUUGAAAUACUGUAUCUUCACGCCUAGAAUAAAAACCUCCAGGCUUUCGUUAUUACUGUCAAUUUAUUGGGGGAAAACUAAUCCCGUCCGAAUCGUCCUCUGGAAUAACGGACAUUCUGGAGUAAAAACUACAUAACCACCAUUCAAAUAUAAUCAAAUGUAUUGGUCACAUACACAUGGUUAGCAGAUGUUAUUGUGAGUGUAGCGAAAUGCUUGUGCUUCUAGUUCCAACAGUGCAGGAAUAUCUAGUAAGUAAUAUCUAACAGUUCUACAACAAAAACCUAAUACACACAAAUCUAAGUCAAGGAAUGGAAUAAGAAUAUAUAAAUAUAUGGCAUUAUCAGAGAGGCAUAGUCUAAGAUGCAAUAGAUAGUAUAGAAUACAAUAUAUACAUAUGAGAUGGGUAAUGCAAGAAACAGUGCCUUGCAAAAGUAUUCAUCCCCCUUGGCGUUUUUCCUAUUUUGUUGCAUUACAACCUGUCAUUUAAAUGGAUUUUAUUUGGAUUUCAUGUAAUGGACAUACACAAAAUAGUCCAAAUUGGUGAAGUGAAAUGAAAAAAAUUACUUGUUUCAAAAAAUUCCAAAUAAUAAAUAACGGAAAAGUGGUGUGUAUUCACCCCCUUUGCUAUGAAGCCCCUAAAUAAGAUCUGGUGCAACCAAUUACCUUCAGAAGUCACAUAAUUAGUUAAAUAAAGUCCACCUGUGUGCAAUCUAAGUGUCAUAUGAUCUCAGUAUACAGUGGGGAGAACAAGUAUUUGAUACACUGCCGAUUUUGCAGGUUUUCCUACUUACAAAGCAUGUAGAGGUCUGUAAUUUUUAUCAUAGGUACACUUCAACUGUGAGAGACGGAAUCUAAAUAAAAAAAAUCCAGAAAAUCACAUUGUAUGAUUUUUAAGUAAUUAAUUUGCAUUUUAUUGCAUGACAUAAGUAUUUGAUACAUCAGAAAAGCAGAACUUAAUAUUUGGUACAGAAACCUUUGUUUGUAAUUACAGAGAUCAUACGUUUCCUGUAGGUCUUGACCAGGUUUGCACACACUGCAGCAGGGAUUUUGGCCCACUCCUCCAUACAGACCUUCUCCAGAUCUUUCAGGUUUCAGGGCUGUUGCUGGGCAAUACGGACUUUCAGCUCCCUCCAAAGAUUUUCUAUUGGGUUCAGGUCUGGAGACUGGCUAGGCCACUCCAGGACAUUGAGAUGCUUUUUACAGAGCCACUCCUUAGUUUCCCCGGCUGUGUGUUUCGGGUCGUUGUCAUGCUGGAAGACCCAGCCACGACCCAUCUUCAAUGCUCUUACUGAGUGAAGGAGGUUGUUGGCCAAGAUCUCGCGAUACAUGGCCCCAUCCAUCCUCCCCUCAAAACGGUGCAGUCGUCCUGUCCCCUUUGCAGAAAAGCAUCCCCAAAGAAUGAUGUUUCUACCUCCAUUCUUCACGGUUGGGAUGGUGUUCUUGGGGUUGUACUCAUCCUUCUUCCUCCAAACACGGCGAGUGGAGUUUAGACCAAAAAGCUCUAUUUUUGUCGCAUCAGACCACAUGACCUUCUCCCAUUCCUCCUCUGGAUCAUCCAGAUGGUCAUUGGCAAACUUCAGACGGGCCUGGACAUGCGCUGGCUUGAGCAGGGGGACCUUGCGUGCGCUGCAGGAUUUUAAUCCAUGACGGCGUAGUGUGUUACUAAUGGUUUUCUUUGAGACUGUGGUCCCAGCUCUCUUCAGGUCAUUGACCAGGUCCUGCCGUGUAGUUCUGGGCUGAUCCCUCACCUUCCUCAUGAUCAUUGAUGCCCCACGAGGUGAGAUCUUGCAUGGAGCCCCAGACCGAGGGUGAUUGACCGUCAUCUUGAACUUCUUCCAUUUUCUAAUAAUUGCGCCAACAGUUGUUGCCUUCUCACCAAGCUGCUUGCCUAUUGUCCUGUAGCCCAUCCCAGCCUUGUGCAGGUCUACAAUUUUAUCCCUGAUGUCCUUACACAGCUCUCUGGUCUUGGCCAUUGUGGAGAGGUUGGAGUCUGUUUGAUUGAGUGUGUGGACAUGUGUCUUUUAUACAGGUAACGAGUUCAAACAGGUGCAGUUAAUACAGGUAAUGAGUGGAGAACAGGAGGGCUUCUUAAAGAAAAACUAACAGGUCUGUGAGAGCCGGAAUUCUUACUGGUUGGUAGGUGAUCAAAUACUUAUGUCAUGCAAAUUAAUUACUUAAAAAUCAUACAAUGUGAUUUUCUGGAUUUUUGUUUUAGAUUCCGUCUCUCAAAUACUUGUUCUCCCCACUGUAUAUACACCUGUUCUGAAAGGCCCCAUAGUCUGCAAGACCACUAAGCAAGGGGCACCACCAAGCAAGCGGCACCAUGAAGGCCAAGGAGCUCUCCAAACAGGUCAGGGACAAAGUUGUGGAGAAGUACAGAUCAGAGUUGGGUUCUAAAAAAAUAUCUGAAUCUUUGAACAUACCACGGACCACCAUUAAAUCCUUUAUUAAAAAAUGGAAAGAAAAUGGCACCACAACAAACCUGCCAAGAGAGGGCAGCCCACCAAAACUCACGGACCUGGCAAGGAGGGCAUUAAUCAGAGAGGCAACAAAGAGACCAAAGAUAACCCUGAAGGAGCUGUAAAGCUCCACAGCGGAGAUUGGAGUAUCUGUCCAUAGGACCACUUUAAGCCAUACUCUCCACAGAGCUGGGCUUUACGGAAGAGUGGCCAGCUCUUUGGUGUUCGCCAAAAGGCAUGUGGGAGACUCCCCAAACAUAUGGAAGAAGGUACUCUGGUCAGAUGAGACUAAAAUUUAGCUUUUUGUCCAUCAAAGAAAACGCUAUGUCUGGCGCAAACCCAACACCCCGAGAACACCAUCCCCACAGUAGAGCAUGGUGGUGGCAGCAUCAUGCUGUGGGGAUGUUUUUCAUCGGCAGGGACUGGGAAACUGGUCAGAAUUGAAGGAAUGAUGGAUGGCGUUAAAUACAGGGAAAUUCUUGAGGGAAACCUGUUUCAGUCUUCCAGAGAUUUGAGACUGGGACGGAGGUUCACCUUCCAGCAGGACAAUGACCCUAAGCAUACUGCUAAAGCAACACUUGAGUGGUUUAAGGGGAAACAUUUAAAUGUCUUGGAAUGGCCUAGUCAAAGCCCAGACCUCAAUCCAAUUGAGAAUCUGUGGUAUGAUUUAAAGAUUGCUGUACACCAGCGGAACCCAUCCAGCUUGAAGGAGCUGGAGCAAUUUUGCCUUGAAGAAUGGGAAAAAAUCCCAGUGGCUAGAUGUGCCAAGCUUAUAGAGACAUACCCCAAGAGACUUGCAGCUGUAAUUGCUGCAAAAGGUGGCUCUACAAAGUAUUGACUUUGGGGGGGUGAAUAGUUAUGCACGCUCAAGUUUUCUGUAUAGUUUUCAAGUUUCACAAGAAAAAAUAUUUUGCAUCUUCAAAGUGGUUGGCAUGUUGUGUAAAUCAAAUUAUACAAAACCCCAAAAAAUCUAUUUAAAUUCCAGGUUGUAAGGCAACAAAAUAGGAAAAAUGCCAAGGGUGUGAAUAAUUUCGCAAGCCACUGUAUGUAAACAUUAAAGUGGCAUUAUUAAAGUGACUAGUGUUUCAUUUAUUAAAGUGGCCAGUGAUUUUCCAGCUUUCUGUGCUGGUGAUGGCUGUUUAACAUUCUGAUGGCCUUGAGAUAGAAGCUGUUUUUCAGUCUCUCGGUCCAAGCUUUGAUGCACCUGUACUUUCCUCGCCUUCUGGAUGAUAGCGGGGUGAACAGGCAGUGGCUCGGGUGGUAGUUGUCCUUGAUUAUCUUUUUGGCCCUCACCUCCUCCCUGUAGGCUGUCUCAUCAUUGUUGGUAAUCAAGCCUACUACUGUUGUGUCGUCUGCAAACUUGAUGAUUGAUUUUGAGGCGUGCAUGGCUACGCAGUCAUGGGUGAACAGGGAGUACAGGAGGGGGCUGAGCACACACCCUUGUGGGGCCCCAGUGUUGAGGAUCAGCGAAGUGGAGAUGUUGUUUCCUACCUUCACCACCUGGGGGUGGCCCGUCAGGAAGUCCAGGACCCAAUUGCACAGGGCGGGGUUGAGACCCAGGGCCUCAAGCUUGAUGAUGAGCUUGGAGGGUAUUCUGGUGUUGAAUGCUGAGCUAUAGUCAAUGAACAGCAUUCUUACAUAGGUAUUCCUUUGUCCAGAUUGGAUAGGGCAGUGUGAUGGCGAUUACAUAGUCUGUGGACCUAUUGGGGCGGUAUGCAAAUUAAGGUGGGUCUAGGGUGACCGGUAAGGUGGAGGUGAAUGAUCCUUGACUAGUCUCUCAAAGCACUUCAUGAUGACAGAGGUGAGUGCUACAGGGCGAUAGUCAUUUAGUUCAGUUACCUUUGCAUUCUUGUGUACAGGAACAAUGGUGGCCAUCUUGAAGCAAGUGGGGACAGCAGACUGGGAUAGGGAGAGAUUGAAUAUGUCCGUAAACACACCAGCCAGCUGGUCUGCGCAUGCUCUAAGGACGCGGCUAAGAAUACCGUCUGGGCCGGCAGCCUUGCGAGGGUUAACACGUUUAAAUGUCUUACUCACGUCGGCCACAGAGAAGGAGAGCCCACAGUUCUUCAUAGCUGGCCGCGUCGGUGACACUGUGUUAUCCUCAAAGCGGGCAAAGAACUUGUAUAGCUUGUCUGGCAGCAAGACGUCAGUGUCCUCGACGUGGCUGGUUUUCCUAUUGUAGUCCGUGAUUGUCUGUAAACCCUGCCACAUACGUCUCGUGUCUGAGCCGUUGAAUUGCGACUCCACUUUGUCUUGAUAUUUACGUUUUGCCUGUUUAAUUGCCUUGCGGAGGGAACGACCACUCUGUUUGUAUUCUGCCAUAUUCCCAGGCACCUUGCCAUGGUUAAAUGCGGUGGUUCGUGCUUUCAGGUUUUCUCUAGUAAUACUAGUCCUGUGCUAAUAGGUCUUUGGUCACAUGCAUGCGAUGCAUACACGUGUCACGUAAAGAGAUCAAGGGUUGAAGGAAUAGGGAAUGUUUUUCCUAAACAAAUGAGUGAUUUUGGUAACAUAACUUUUCAGUCAGAAAUGGCAGUAAUUAUGUUGCUGCUUCAGCAACACGGACAUUACGAUAAACACUUUGAUGUUUUGUGGUGGUCAUGGCAGCAGGGAGGAGAGAGAGACAACGGGUGCUAGUCACAGUCACUUGCUGUCUUUUUUUUUUACACAGCGCAGUAAGUCUGAGCCCGUCCCGGCACAGUCAAAUAAUUUGCUGGUCGGACUCUCUAGGCAUUUGUGUCUUAAUUAUUUAAUCAAACAGUGUGCUUAAAGCAUCAGACAAGCUCAGUGAAUAUAGUUGAUUUGAUUAAAAGACAUAGGAUGUGUCAAUAUAUGGAAAAAUACACGUCAACCAAGAUUUUUAAAGUCGGGGACAGCCCUAGUCUUUGUCUUGAUGAAGCGUAUGUGCACUACUAUAAGGUAUUUGUCUCGAUUAAGCAUAUGUGCACUACUUUAAUGUCUUUGUCUUGAUGAAGCGUAUGUGCACUACUUUAAUGUCUUUGUCUUGAUGAAGCGUAUGUGCACUACUUUAAUGUCUUUGUCUUGAUGAAGCGUAUGUGCACUACUUUACAGUUUUUUACAAUCACUUUGGCACUAAUUUCAGAACCUUGACGUCAUUUUUCAAAACUCUAGACACAAAACUCACAACCAAUGAUCAAAAUGCACAUUUUUCAAAACUCUAACACUUUUUUCAAUUGCUUGGAUACAAUACACAUAAAACUAAGAUCAUUUGUUCAUUUAACAAAAAUCACCUGUUCAAUAUGACACAACUUAACAUCAAAGUACUACUAUUUCAAAAGGCAAUUCACACAUUACAUUUCAGAUGAGUGUCUAUUCAUUUCAUUACAAUUAUCCAACUAUCAAUUGAUACAACUGCUCAAAAUGAUAAGUAACUGUUGCAUUGCUCUUAAUGCAUAGUUGUAUGGAAACAGACAAACAAUAUUCCAUGUUUAGAUCAUGAAAGUUUCAAAGUAACGAGAUUCAUUGUCACCAAUUAGCGUGGAGCAUGAACCAAUUAGACUACAUUAUCUAUGGAUGUAAUAUUUCAUCAUCAUUCUUUAUCAGACACCGUUUCUAUGGGCCCCUUGUAACCUUCCUUGAUGAGCUCGAUCAGGUCAGUAGAGCUGAUGGCGUGACCUAUGUCAUUGUGUGGGAUAAUGUCAGGUUCCACCAUGCUCAUAUGGUGCAAGCAUGGUUUCAGGCCCAUGCACAAUUUACCACCCUGGAUUUACCCCCAUACUCUCAUUUCCUUAACCCGAUUGAGGAAUUUUUCUCCACAUGGAGAUGGAAGGUUUAUGAUAGGCACCCUCAUGAACAAGUCACUCUUCUCCAGGCCAUGGAUGACGCAUGCAAUGACAUCACGGCAGACCAGUGUCAGGCCUGGAUUCGCCAUGCCCAAAGGUUUUUUCCAAGAUGUUUGGCUAAUGAAAACAUCCAUUGUGAUGUAGAUGAGAACCUGUGGCGAAAUCCACAAGACAGAGGAUGAAAAUGUAGAAGUACAGUAAUCACUCCUAUGUUUUGCUUUUUUCAAUACAAGCAAGCAAGUUGAGGAACACUGCAUUUGAUGUUUUACAGUACUGUAUUGUUUUUCAUCAAUAUAUUUCAGAUUUUGUUCAAUGAUUUCACUCUGUCUGUAGUAUUCUCUCUACUACUGCAGUACUUUUACAGGGAUAUAUUUACAUGUAGUACCAUAAUGAAACAUGUAUCACCUAUUUUGUACUACAAUAUUUAAUGAUUGUACAAACAAUGACACAAUGAAACUAUCGGUUGCUUGUGUGUGGGUGAUCUAAAUUAACGUUUCAUUGGUAUUUCACAAUAAAUGUGUUUUUUGAACCAAUGAUUGUGCAAGUGCAAGAUUUCUUUAAAGAUAUGAAUGCACAAUGCAAUGUUUUGAACAUUGGACAGCCUGUGUUACAAGUAAUGACCGUUUUGAGUUUUGUGUCUAGAGUUUUGAAAAAUGACGUCAAGGUUCUGAAAUUAGUGCCAAAGUGAUUGUAAAAAACUGUAAUGUCUUUGUCUUGAUGAAGCAUAUGUGCACUACUUUAAUGUCUUUGUCUUGUCUUGGUUUCAGCAAAAUAAACAAGAGGAGAAGAAAGAGGCCACAAACACAAAUGCUGUAACUCCACCUGAGAAAGCUGAGAAGGAAAGGGAAGAGAAGGGAGACAAGGGGGUAAGAGAUUCUGCUGGGAUGCCUCAGUAGAGGUACACCACUGUUUCCCCCGCUAUCAUAUAGGCGUGGCGUCUCACCUGGGAAAUAAACUAUGGGGAAAAAACGUAUGCACAUAGUUUACAGCGCAGGGGUGUUUUAUGCAUGUUGAAGGCAAUUGAAGCUAAUGAAUAACUUGUUCAUUUCUGCCAGACUGAUUCAGAUGGAGAAGAUGAUGAGAAAGACAAGGACAAGAUAAAACCUAACGCUGGCAACGGAGCUGACCUGGCCAAUUAUCGCUGGACACAGUCCUUGUCUGAAGUGGACGUGAGUUUCCCUUUUGCCUUUAGUGUUAGUGUUCCCUAGUAUAUGGAUAUUAAAGUUGUUUAACUGUAGCAUGGUUGUUGCUUUAACUAUGAAGAGGUAUUUUGUGCUCUCUGUUCAUUUUGUAUGGGCAGCUCCCUCUAUUUCACAGCAAAUGUUGAUCAACUUUUUGCCCCCAGUCACUAGGGAUUGGUUUAGUAUUGGGCAACAUGUAAUCUGGGCAGACAAGGUAAUCAGGCAUUCUGUGUGUUCCCCUUUAUCCCACCCCCCAGCUGGUGGUGCCUUCGUUCUAAUUGGGUGUUCCCCUUUAUCCCGCCCCCCAGCUGGUCGUGCCUUCAUUCUAAUUGGGUGUUCCCCUUUAUCCCGCCCCCCAGCUGGUGGUGCCUUCAUUCUAAUUGGGUGUUCCCCUUUAUCCCGCCCCCCAGCUGGUGGUGCCUUCAUUCUAAUUGGGUGUUCCCCUUUAUCCCGCCCCCCAGCUGGUCGUGCCUUCAUUCUAAUUGGGUGUUCCCCUUUAUCCCGCCCCCCAGCUGGUGGUGCCUUCAUUCUAAUUGGGUGUUUCCCUUUAUCCCGCCCCCCAGCUGGACGUGCCUUCAUUCUAAUUGGGUGUUCCCCUUUAUCCCGCCCCCCAGCUGGUGGUGCCUUUUGAUGUGAAGUUCCGUAUGAAGGGGAAGGAUGUAGUGGUGGACAUCCAGCGUCGUGUGCUGAAGGUGGGUCUGAAGGGCCAUCCUCCUGUGAUUGAGGGACAGCUCUACAACGACGUCAAGGUAGAGGAGAGCUCCUGGCUCAUUGAGGACGGCAAGGUGGUCACCAUUCACCUGGAGAAGGUACUGCUUUUAUUUAUAUUUUAUUACAAGUGCUUUCAUUGAGAUUAAAAGUAUUUCACGCUGAAACCUUUUAAGUCACUAAAUCAUGCCUUGCGUCUGUUUCAGAUCAACAAGAUGGAGUGGUGGAAUAAGAUAGUGACCACGGAUCCAGAACUCAAUACAAAGAAGAUCUGUCCUGAGAACUCUAAGGUAACCAACGCCAAUCUACUGAUGCAAGGCUCACUGUAUAUUGCAAGAGAACGUGUAAUUAUUCUCCUUUAUUUAAAGGUGAAUAAUUUAUCUCUCUCUCUCUCUCACCCUCCAUCUCUUUCUCUCUCUCUCCUCUUCAUCUCUCUAUAUCCCUCCCUCCCUCUCUCACCCUCCAUCUCUAUCUCUCUCUCUCUCACCCUCCAUCUCUUUCUCUCUCUCUCCUCUUCAUCUCUCUAUAUCCCUCCCUCCCUCUCUCACCCUCUAUCUCUUUAUCUCUCUAUAUCCCUCCCUCUCUCACCCUCCAUCUCUCUCAUCAAUCUCUCUCUCCAUCUAUCUCCCUCACUCUCACCCUCCAUCUCGCUCUCUCCAUCUCUCUCUCCUCUUCCGUCUCUCUAUAUCUCUCCCUCUCUAACCCUCCAUCUCUCUCCAUCGCUCUUUCUCCAUCUCUCUCUCAACCUAUCUCCCUCCCUCCCCCUCCCUCUCACCCUCCAUCUCUCUCCCUCUCCCUCUCAUCCUCCAUCUCCCUCUCCAUCUCUCUCUCACUGCUGUCUCAGCUGUCCGAUCUGGAUGGGGAGACCCGUGGUAUGGUGGAGAAGAUGAUGUACGACCAGAGACAGAAGUCUAUGGGUCUACCCACCUCCGAAGAGCAGAAGAAACAAGACAUCCUCAAAAAGUAGCUUUCAGUACAUUGGUUAUAGCACCAUCAUAUAGCAUGUCCAUCAUGAUAACGUUUAAGUAGUGCAAUACUUUUCUUCACAUAGACAGUGAAAAGUUUGACCCCUCCCAGUCAUCCCUGGGACUUAACUACUGACAAUCUACUGACAGAUUUUAACAUUAGAAUAGAGUACUUCAUAUUAUACACCUACUGAAAAUGAUCUAUAUGCUGUUAACUUUCUAUAGGUUUACUUGGUGCUUUUCUUUUUAUUGUCUAACAUGUUCCUGUAUACUGGAUAGUUUAACAUAGCCAUAGAAAUGAGGUAAAAGGAAAGAGUGAAUGUAAAAGCAGGCUGCCUCCUACUGUUUCCUGUCAAGGUCAGGUCACACGAUCAUUGCGGCCAUAAACGGAUAGUGAGACGUCUGUACCAGCUUCCCAACGGAGUCCGGGACUAGAGCUGACCUCGCUUCUUCCUCCUCCACCAUCAUAAUACACUGUAACCAUGUCACCCACUGCACACAUUUUCAGCAGGUGGAUUAUGCAGUGUGUUGUUAUGAGUAGUGCAUAAGUUAUCCCUAUUCAAAGUCAGGAACGCACACUGACCUCGGCCAUCAUUGUACAGGCAGUCUCAGUGUGUUUGUGGGAAACGCAUGUCUCCCACUGUUGAACUUUUUGUUAUAUGAGCAGGUGGAUUGCAUAGUUUAUGUGCCCUGUUUUUUUAUUGACGAAUGAAGUUAUAUGCAGUUUACAUACUGCAUAAGUCUUGUGAAUAUGCUCUGUAUUCGACAGAUUACAUGACCAGACAGUGACAAUGUCCUUAUUUCCUAGUGACGUGACUUGGGCAUUGUGAGGUGCAUUAGGGAUGGUUGGCAAAUACUGCAUUAAUUAUCUCUGUAUGACUCACUACACUAGUAUAGGUGGAAGGACCAUUACACAGAGAUAAGGGGUGUGCAAGGGAUAGAGGGAAGGAGCCGUAACCAUCGGAUAUGGAUGUACAGGACCUUCUCUUAUCACUGGAGGUUAUUAACCUCUUCUAGUUCCUGUCACGAGCAAGGCCAGGUUACCCUUGUUCACCUGUGGCUUACUAGAAACACUGUUUGAGGGGAGGCGUCGGUGAUGGAUGUAGAGGGCAGUCUCUUAUCAGAGUUCAGGUUAUUAAGCCCUUCUACUCCCUGUCCUGGUCAUGACGAGGCGAGGCCAAUGAUAGGUUAGCUGGUUAUAUGUGUGAUGUCAUUCUGCCUCACACUUCCUCUCUUGUUUAUGAAAGUGUCUCGUUCAAAAUAUCAAGUACACUUACUAUGGUUAGACGUAUGUUCAUUACUGUGUGACACAAUAUAAUAAUUCCAAAUCCUUUAUAAAUGGAUGUUAGUCUGAUGUGGUUACUUUGUAGGUGCUCUUUUGACCAUAUCGGUAUCGGACCAUAAUAACCAAAAAAUAUAUCUGCAUCGGCCCGUUGUGGUGAGAAAACAAAGAGAGAGGUCAGUAUUGCUAAGAAAAUAUUGACCUAUCGGUAUCACCCAAAAUUUCCACAUCUGUACAUUAACGUUUUAGUCAUUUAGCAGACGCUCUUAUCCAGAGCGACUUACAGUUAGUGAGUGCAUACAUUAUAUAUAUAUAUUUAUUUAUUUUCAUACCCCCCGUGGGAAUCGAACCCACAACCCUGGUGUUGCAAACGCCAUGCUCUACCAACUGAGCUACAUCCCUGCCGGCCAUUCCCUCCCCUACCCUGGACGACGCUGGGCCAAUUAUGCGCCGCCCCAUGAGUCUCCCGGUCGUGGCCGGCUACGACAGAGCCUGGAUUCGAACCAGGAUCUCUAGUGGCACAGCUAUCACUGCAAUGCAGUGCCUUAGACCACUGCGCCACUCGGGAGUAACCGGCAUCACUGCGCUGCUACCAGCUUGGCUUCCUCCACUGUCCCUGUCCCUUUACUGGACUCAAAGCUGGGAUGAGUUUAUCUGGUGUAAUCUGACUCUAUUAAACAUGGCUAGUCUUGCAAACUCCUAUGGUCGUUGUCAAACCCUUGUAGCCUGGAACCAGGCUACUCUUUCACUGUUCAGACUCUAUGAUGUGACCCCCCCUCUGUCAUUGUGUUCCAGGUUUAUGUCGCAGCACCCAGAGAUGGACUUCUCUAAAGCCAAAUUCAGCUAAGAGACGUCGCUGUCGUUCCCCAGCCAACCCUCCAUACCCCUCUUCGCUCUUACUCUGCCCAGGAAAACGAUGACUAUGAAUCCUUAUCAAAACCAACCUCCAGCGCCGAUCUUACAGUUGAAUUGAAUCUUUCUCUUUAUCUGUCUUCAUUACCCUUUCUCUCGCUUUCUGUCUCUCCCCUUUUCUGUAGUCCUGAGGUUCUGGGUUCUUGUUAGUCUCUUUCCUGUGACUGUGACAGAAACUUGACGACUGUAAUAACUCCCAUCUUUGUUCUGUUGCAUGUGUUACUAUGUUCUGAAUGUUUAAAGAAAUGUUUGGAGCCUUUUCCUUUUUUUAAAAUAAAUAAAUUCAAACCACAUUCAUUGAAAUAUGGCGUCAUUGGUACUUUACUGUAAGAGAAAAAUAACUGAAAUACGAUGUGAGAUUAGCUACCAUGCAGAUUAGGCAUUUCAUUCAUUGUGAAAUCUAACAAGAGCUUUCAGAGACGUUGUGACAGGCGGCAAAUGUCACAUUUUUUAUUUGUUCUCAUAUUGUUUUUAUUACCCAUGAAUUUAAAGUGUACUAUCGUAAAACGUAGUUGAAGGCCAGUUCAACAGGUAGUCGUAUUGAUUUUGGAGGACAUCCAAGCCUCAGGCCCAAGGGCUCCCGACUGACUGACAUAUUCAAUGUGUUUGAAAUGAAACUUGUAGGUGUUGAGUGACCAUGUGUUGCUAUUGUGCAAUGUGUGAUGCCCUUGAGACUAGAGGUUUGUAUGGAUCCCCUAUGAAUCGCUUUAAAUAUGAUCUGAUAUAGAAUCAGGUAUAUAGAGUAGGGAGCAUGUGUCCGGUGGGGCUGGAGAGCAAGCAUACAACUUCAGUGUGUACAGAGUGGAUGACAUCAAUAUUUGUAGUUUAUAGGUUGGGAAUGGUUGAGUCAAUAUUACCAGGUUACUAGGUGAGGUCAUCAUGGUAUUUUAGAUUAAGAACCCGACAUCACUGAAGAGAUUAUUAAUAUAAAUGUCACGGGUGUACUAAAUAAACAAAUAUGAUUAAAAGUCCUACUAAAUUAUUUUAGAUAUAUUUAGGUAUAAUUCUUUAUGGAAUAUUGUCUCCUGGUGUUUAUACAAUCUCACCACAAUGAGCGUUAUUUUACUUCGAAAAGCAGCAGUCUUUUUUUUGUACAGUUUUCUACCAUCCAGUUGAUCAGGUAAAUUAAAAGAUAAGACUGUUAAUUGUCCAUAGGUAAUGGAAAUCUUUUUUUUUUUUAACUACAGUUUUUGCAGAAUGUUCUAUUCAUUAUAAACAAGAAAAUGUUGAUCUAUAUACUGAACAAUAAUAUAAACUAUUUCAACCAUUUUACUGAGUUACAGUUCAUAUAAGGAAAUCAGUCAAUUGAAAUAAAUAAAUUAGGCCCUAAUCUAUGGAUUUCACAUGACUGGGCAGGGGCGCAGCCAUGGGGUGGGCCUGGGAGGGCAUAGGCCCACCCACUUGGAAGCCAGGCUCCCCCACUGGGGAGCCAAGCCCAGCUUAUCACAAUACGUUUUUCCCCACAAAAGGGCUUUAUUACAGACAGAAAUACUCCUCAGUUUCAUCAGCUGUCUGGGUGGCUGGUCUCAGACGAUCCCGCAGGUGAAGAAGCCAGAUGUGGAGGUCCUGGGCUGGUGUGGUUACACGUGGUCUGUGGUUGUGAGGCCAGUUGGAUAUACUGCCAAAUUCUCUAAAACGACUGAGAAAUUAAGAUUCAAAUCUCUGGCAACAGCUCUGGUGGACAUUCCUGCAGUCAGCAUUCCAAUUGCAUGCUCCCUCAAAACUUGAGACAUCUGUGACAUUGUUGACAAAACUGCACAUUUUAGAGUGGCCUUUUAGUGUCCCCAGCACAAGGUGCACCUGUGUAAUGAUCAUGGUGUUUAAUCAGCUUCUUGAUAUGCCACACCUGUGGAUGGAUUAUCUUGGCAACAACUCUGGUGGACAUUUCUGCAGUCAGCAUGCCAAUUGCACGCUCCCUCAAAACUUGAGACAUCUGUGGCAUUGUUGACAAAACUGCACAUUUUAGAGUGGCCUUUAAUUUUCCCCAGCACAAGGUGCACCUGUGUAAUGAUCAUGCUGUUUAAUUAGCUUCUUGAUAUGCCACACCUGUGGAUGGAUUAUCUUGGCAAAGGAGAAAUGCUCACUAAUAGCAGUGUAAACAAAAUGUUGCACAAAAUUUGAGAGAAAUAAGCUUUUUAUGCGUAUGGAACAUUUCUGGGAUAUUUGAUUUUAGCUCAUGAAACAUGGGACCAACACUUUACAUGUUGUGUUUAUAUUUGUAUCAGUAUAUAUUUUUUAUCAAAUUCGUUCUUUAGAAUAUGUAGUUAGUAUGUCAGACCCAAAAAAAAUGAUGGCAUUGUAAAGGAAUAUAGUAUCAUUAAGAGGAGCCGGUAACCUAUAAAGGGUCACCUGGGAUGAGGUCAUCUCCAAAUCAAAUAGAGUCACAGUGUACUAAGGAGGCAUGCUGGGGCGGUGGCAAAGCGUCUCAGAGUAGGAUUGCAGAUCUAGGAUCUGUUAUGCCUUUUAAAUCAUAUUGAUUAGAUCAGCACUCCUACUCUGAGACACGUUGUGAAUAUGUGCUCUGGACCUUCAACCAGCCUCCAGCCUCUCUGGCUCCCCAUGCAACAAUAGGUCAGACGAUGAUUCCAGCCUGGCUGUAUUGUCAGGGUCUGCAUGGGGCCGUGGGUAAAACAGCCCAACUCACUGAGGGGGUCCGCUGCCGGGUGCUCUCCCCUUCUCAGACUGGAGGAACAACAACCAGCCUUCCAGCCAAGACCCUCGAGAAACAGGAACCAUAG
Messenger RNA from Coregonus sp. 'balchen', 22917 nucleotides. The record is from the annotation of a GenBank genome assembly. NCBI's taxonomy places the organism in Eukaryota, Metazoa, Chordata, Actinopteri, Salmoniformes, Salmonidae.